Maniola jurtina (meadow brown) is the source of this 1881-nucleotide messenger RNA. RefSeq lists its product as uncharacterized. The transcript is spliced from 2 exons. NCBI's taxonomy places the organism in Eukaryota, Metazoa, Arthropoda, Insecta, Lepidoptera, Nymphalidae. Bases 282 to 1832 code for a protein of 516 amino acids. The record is from RefSeq and is a predicted model, not a curated record.
AGGUCUGUGCCUUCGGCUUGACCUUUCGGAGAUUACCUCUCAUACCUACCAACACACUAAUGCAUCCUACCUGCUACGGUUACGUCUGUGAGCAGCCGCGACACGAGGUAAGAGGGCUGAGGGGCCCCCCUUACCGCGCGGCGGCGGCAGGCGGCGGGCGGUGGCAUCGCCGCGCUUCCCCAGUACGCUUUCAACUUGACUGACGCGCAGUGCAUGCUACCUAACGUUGUUGUAACGUUCGUGAAUCAGAGUUCUUUCACGGAUUGCCUUUCGUCGGAAGGAUGGCGCAGGGAGGUUCGGUCAUCAGCCUCGGAGAACUCCUGCAGGUGCAAGCGGACUCCGAAAAGGAGGAUGAAGUUUUGGAGCGCCUUAAGCUCCUAGCACAGGAAAACCUUCCGGAGGGCUGGACAGAUUGGACAGCACGUCAUACCUCAAAAGAGGAUAUUGUUGGUAGCAGCGUGGACCCCCAGCUGCUCAAUAAACUAAGGUUUGCACUGCCUACGGUGGGGCUCGCGAAGGCGUUUAACCCCGAUGCGGACCAUUUGUCAGAGAAAUGCUAUCGAGAUAUUAAAGUGAAGAUGCUAGACUGGGAAUUUACUAGGGCACUUAUUAUAAGCCCACCAGCUGUAGCGAACAAAAUAAGGGGUUCAGCAGCGCAAGCAGAGCUCUUCAAUAGAGCGAUUGAGGUGAUGAAGCCGAGUUUGAUAUCCAGACCUGAGGCAGACAGACUACUGUCGGGCGGGGACUCCGAUUCAGAAAGAAGAGCACGCAAGAGGAGUUCUUCGUCGGGCAGUUUCCAGUCCAAAAGGUCAAGGGUGGACGAGUUGGAGCAGAAGAUGAAUAGCAUGUUUGCUGUUUUGGUAGAGAAAAUCGAGAACCUUAGAUCGGGAAGUCACUCGCAGCAGGACGACAUAUCUGAUGCGGAGGACUCAGACCAGGAGGUCUUCCCGCCUUCUCCUGAGUCGGGCUCAGACUCGGGUACAUGGAAGGCACCGGCAUUCGAUCCUGGCUUAGAGUUUGAGCAGGAGGGGGGCAUGGAUGUAUUAGACUUUCGACCCAUGGUAAAGGAAGCGGAGCCACCGGUGCCGGAGCCCUCAUCACAGGCAAGGCUGGAGGGAAUUGAGUGUCAAAGGUUCGGCUCCGAGAGCUGGAGUAGACUCCGUUAUAAGGAGGUGGAGAAGCGGCUUCAUGCAGCACCAGUGUUCAGCACCUUAAAGGUUAAUACCGAGCUAGGGGGCAUACUAAGCCACCCGUCGGCACUGGCUGCCAGGCAGGAUGGAAUGCUUGGAACGAUCGUCCAUGGACUCCUUCUCCAGCGACGGGUUUUGUCGGAGGAGCUUAAAACCCUGGCCAAGAAGCACCCGGAGGCAGCAGGGGACUUACGUAGUGUUUUAGCGGAUGGUUCACGUUUUAAAGUGGUGUCGGAUGAUUUGCUGCAGUUCACGUGUGGCCAUCGGGCUGAGACAAUUGAAAUGAGGCGAAAGGCGUUCAAGGCCAGAAACGAGAAUUUGUCUGCAGGCUUGCAGCAGAUACCACCGUCCGCGACACACCUAUUCGAGGAGAAGCGCCUGACAGACUUUGUGAAGGAUAACGGGGGUGUAAAGCAGGUUUUUCUGUCGCCCCAGCCGUUCAAGAGGCCCUUUCGGAAACCGGCCGCUUCUGCGGCACAAGCUACAUCCAAGCAACCAACUUGGCGCUCACGACCAACGGCACCUCCGAAAACCUCCCAAGUUCUGCCAAAGCGUGGCUCAGCACAUAGAACCGCCGCUGCUCGAAAGUAUAUCAGCCCAAAGAAGGGCUCUGACAAACGACGUCAGGAUAAGAGAUAUUGACAGAUUUCAGGGAGGGCAACUGAGGAGAUUUAUAGCAGAGUGGCAGAAG